CUCUCGGGAGAACGGCCCUGUCGGUGGAGAGUGGCAGUCGCCGCCGGAGCUCGCGGCUCGUGCAGUGAGAGAGGGACUCGGGGGAGAGUGAGCGAGCGCAGGUCGCCCGCGCGCCGGCAGCGCCGGAUCCAGACCAGAAGGCGGCCUCGUCACGAGCCGCCGGCAGCAGCACCCCGUCGGCGCGCUCGCCGGCGCCCGCCGCCAUGCCGGCCGCUCCUAACGCCCAGUCGGCCACCUAUGGCCUCGAGGAGGACGACUAUGACGCCGACGAGAAGACCCCGCUCACCGAAGACAUCUACGGUGGCAGUCGGCGGAGUAUCGUCCCGGAAACAAAGCGAUGGGACGUGUUCCGCGUGCUGCCCCCGGAGAACGACUCCGGCUCCGAGGCCAACCAGCGCUGCCUCGAGAUCACCGUCAAGAUCAUCAAGGUGAUCGUCAUCAUCAUCACAUUCGGCGUCGUCCUCACCUGCGGCGUCAUCGCCAAGGGCACCACACUCUUCAUGACCUCACAGCUCAAGACGGACAAGAGCGUCGAAUACUGCAACAGGAAUAUUGGCCUGGACAAGACAUGGCGGGUGCAGCUUCCGGACCUGGAGAAGGUCGCCUGGGUAUGGUGCAUCUUCUUCUGCUUCAUGGUACCCGAGGCCGGCACUCUGUUUCGCUCCACCAGGAUGUGCUUCUUCAAGUCGGUGCGCCGUCCCGGGUUCCGCGACUUCCUCGUCGUGGUGAUGUUCGAGACCCUACACAUCAUCGGCCUGGCGCUGCUCGUCUUCUUCGUGCUGCCGGACCUGGACGCCGUCAAGGGCGUCAUGCUCACCAACUGCGUCUGUAUCGUGCCCGGAAUAUUCGGCAUGCUGUCGCGCACCAACAAGGAGUCGAAACGCUUCUUGAAGACGGUGUGCGAUAUCGCGGCCAUCUUGGGCCAGGCCACCGGCUUUAUCGUGUGGCCCAUUAUCGAGUACCAGCGCGGAAACGUCAACGCCUGCUGGUCCAUCCCUCUGGCGGUGGUGCUGACGUCUUUCGGCUGGUGGGAGAACUACGUCGAUAAGAAGUCGCGCGUCAAGGCCAUCCAGUAUCUGGGAACCAUUAAGGAGCGGAUGAAGACGACACGCUACUUCACCUACCUGUUCGUGUCUCUGUGGAAGAUCAUGGUGUUCUUUGCCUGCAUGGUGCUCUUCAUGUACUUCCGUCUGGAGAACGUCGGCGACCUCUUCUCGAGGUUCACGGACAGCUUCGACCAGCACAAGCUGUUCGUCAACGAGACCGCUGGCGUCCCGAUCGGAGCCGUCACCGACACGGCCGACUUCGCGCGCUUCCAGGACACCAAGACCAUCCUCUCCGACGGCAACGCGCCCGUCUACGUGGCCCUGAUCCAGAUCUUGUGCGCCUACCUCGCCUACAUCUUCGGCAAGUUCGCCUGCAAGAUCUGCAUCCAGGGCUUCAGUUUCGCGUUCCCGGUGAACCUGACCAUCCCGGUGACGCUGUCGCUGCUGUUGAUGAGCUGCGGUCUGAGAGCCGGUGACUCGUGCUUCAUGCGCGACACCAUCCCCAGCUACCUGUUCUUCGAGUGCCCGUCUGGAGACUACAUCAAGGACUUCAUCGCUGGAGAGCACGUCUGGAUCUGGGUGCUGUGGCUGUUUUCACAAACAUGGAUCACACUGCACAUCUGGACUCCUCACUGCGAGCGUCUGGCGGCCACCGAGACGCUAUUCGUGACACCCAUGUACAACUCACUGCUGAUCGACCAGUCGCUCUCGAUGAACCGUCGCCAGGACGACGAGCCGGAGCGUCUCGACUCGGAUACUCGCGUCAUCGACCCAGACGAUCCGGACAGCACCCAGCACUACGAGACCAUCAGCAUCCACACCGACUCAUCGCAGACCGGUGGUGUCAAACCCUCGGACCACAUCACCCGCAUCCUGGCCUGCGCCACCAUGUGGCACGAGACACGUGACGAGAUGAUGGAGAUGCUCAAGUCGGUGCUGCGUCUCGAUGAAGAUCAGUCGGCCAUGAAGGUCGCCCAGGAGUACCUCAAGGUGCGCGACAAGGACUACUACGAGUUCGAGACGCACAUUUUCUUCGACGACGCGUUUGAGAUGUCCGAUGAGGACGAAGACGAGCAGGUGGCCAACCGGUUCGUCAAGCUGCUGGUCGAGUGUAUCGACGAGGCGGCCUCCCACGUCCAUCAGAUCCCGAUCAGACUGAGGCCCCCGGUGAAGACCCCGACUCCGUACGGCGGUCGGCUCACCUGGACCCUGCCCGGAAAGACCAAGAUGAUUGCUCACCUGAAGAACAAGAUGUUGAUCCGUCACAGGAAGCGCUGGAGCCAGGUGAUGUACAUGUACUACCUGCUCGGCUACAGGCUGAUGGAGCUGGACAUCUCUGUCGAGCGUAAGGAGAUCAUGGCCGACAACACCUACCUGCUGACUCUGGACGGAGACAUCGACUUCCAGCCGAACGCUGUCAAGCUGCUGGUCGAUCUGAUGAAGAAAAACAGGAACCUGGGCGCUGCUUGUGGCCGUAUCCACCCCGUCGGCUCCGGACCAAUGGUGUGGUACCAGUUGUUCGAGUACGCUAUCGGCCAUUGGCUGCAGAAGGCCACCGAGCACAUGAUCGGCUGUGUGCUCUGUAGUCCUGGAUGCUUCUCUCUGUUCCGCGCCAAGGGUCUGAUGGACGACAACGUGAUGAAGCGGUACACGCUGACUUCUCACCAGGCUCGCCAUUACGUGCAGUACGAUCAGGGAGAGGAUCGUUGGCUGUGCACCCUGUUGCUGCAGCGAGGCUACCGUGUGGAAUAUUCGGCCGCCUCUGACGCCUACACUCAUUGUCCUGAAGGCUUCAACGAGUUCUACAACCAGCGCCGUCGGUGGGUACCUUCCACCAUUGCCAACAUCAUGGACUUGCUCAUGGACUACAAGAACACGAUCAAGAUCAACGACAAUAUCUCGCUUCCCUACAUCGGAUACCAGACGUUCCUGAUGGCCGGUACGAUUCUGGGACCUGGCACCAUCUUCCUCAUGUUGGUGGGAGCUUUUGUGGCCGCCUUCCGGAUCGACAACUGGACCUCGUUCCAGUACAACGUCUACCCCAUCAUCGGAUUCAUGUUCGUCUGCUUCACGCUCAAGUCAAACAUACAGCUUCUGGUGGCCCAGAUCCUGUCUGCCGGCUAUGCACUCAUCAUGAUGGCCGUGAUCGUCGGUCAGACGCUGCAGCUGUACGAGGACGGUCCCGGAUCGCCCACGUUCAUCUUCCUCAUGGCCACAAUCCUUUUCAUGGUGAUAGCGGCCAUACUGCAUCCGCAGGAGUUCAAGUGUAUCAUCCCCGGCUUCAUCUACCUGCUCUCCAUCCCGUCUAUGUACCUGCUGCUUAUCCUGUACUCGCUGAUUAACCUCAACAACGUCACCUGGGGAACACGCGAGGUGCUCGCCAAGAAAACGAAAAAGGAGCUGGAGGAGGAGCGGAAGGCAGCUGAACAAGCCAAGAAGCGACCGGACGGCAUCCUGGGCUACCUGUACAACACGCAGCCGGAAGACCUGGACGGUUCGAUCGAGUUCAGCUUCGCCAACCUGUUCCGCAUUAUGUGCUGCACUUACCCCAAGCAGGUCAACGAGCGCGAACAGCUGAAGAGGAUUGCCGACUCGCUGGAUGCUCUCAACAGACGCAUGGACCAGGUGGAAGGUGGUCACCACCACCACGGACGUCGGCGCAGCUUCAGUCGCAGCUCGGCUCAUGGCGGCAUCAACACAGUGAAAGAGGACGAUAGUGCUGUCUCCGAGAGCGACGAGUCCUCCAGCGAGACCUCAGGAGAGCCCAAGGAGAAGAGAGAUCAGCUGAAGAACCCUCUCUGGAUUGAGGACAAGGCACUCCGCAAGGGCAAGGUCGAGUUCUUGUCACCGAACGAGGUUCAAUUCUGGCACGAUCUUCUGGCCAAGUACCUGUUCCCCAUCGAUGAAGACAAGGCAGAGAAGGCCCGUAUUGCCAACGACCUGGCCGAGCUGCGAAACCAGUCGGUGUUCAUCUUCUUCAUGUGCAACGCCCUCUACUGCCUGAUCGUGUUCCUGCUGCAGCUGAACAAGGACAACCUGCACGUAAACUGGCCGCUCGGCGUCAAGUACAACAUUACUCUGAUCGAGGAGACCGGACAGGUUCUCAUCAACAAGGAGUACCUCCAGAUGGAGCCCAUCGGUCUCGUGUUCGUGUUCUUCUUCGCACUGAUCCUGGUCAUCCAGUUCUUCGCCAUGUUGUUCCAUCGCUUUGGCACCCUGUCGCACAUCAUGUCGUCUUGCGAACUCAACACCUGCUGUCACAACGAGAAAACCGACUCGCCUGAGGAGAUGCUGCGUAAGAACGCCGUGGAGAUUGUGAAGAACAUGCAGCGGCUACGAGACGAUCGCGGCGACGCCGAGUCGGUGGAGGGCGAGAACCGGCUGGCGCGCCGCAGAACCAUCCAGAACCUGGUCAACCAGCAGCAGCGGCGACAGCCCAUCGGCACCCUGGACGUCGCCUUCCGGAAACGGUUCCAGCAGCUCAGCAACCAGACCAGCGAAGCAACUCCUAUUCUGGGAAAUAUUCGAAGGGCAAGCUUGAGGGCUGACGCGCUGAAGGCUUUGGAACAGCGGAAGAACUCAGUAAUGCAAGAAAAGCAAAAGAAGAAGAUGGAAACCCUUGGUGUUGGAAACAAGUAUAACAACCAGCCGAAGCGUCACCGCAUUUCGAACGUAUCCGGCGUGGAGAGCCUGCAGGGCGCGUUCGCGCCGCCUAGCACCCGGCCCAACGGCAGCGUCAACGACGGCUACGAGAACAGCUCGGGCGACGAGGCGCCCACGCGCUCCGGCGGAGCCACCGGAGUCACCUGGCACGACCCCGAGAUGGGCGGCCGCCGGUGAGACUGACCGUGCUGCCGCCUGGCGGCCGGCCAGCGCGGCUCGGCAGCGGGCGGCCGCCGCCAGAUGGUGCAAUCAGCGGCGCGGCCCGCUCGGUGCGGCGAGAGCCAUGACAUGGAAUCCGGACGGCAGCUGCCGGGCGCGCGAACCGGGCCGAGCUUCAUAGAUUGAGAGCUGGCCACUGGCCGAGGUACAGGGCGAAGGUGGUGGCAAACUGUCCCGGCCCGAAGCCGCCGGCGCCGCGGAUCCCAUAACCUGUGAUACGUGAAUGUGUUCGAAGGUGGUGUGAUGUCUGCUGCGAGGAGAGCGCCAUUGUCUGAAAUGUCAUUGCGCAACUAUUCUCCAUGUGAAAAAUUGAUCUGCAUGUUUCUUCCAUGUAAUUCCUGGCUAUGUAGAUAUUGUGAAAAGAUGCAGGGCAUGCUCAUUGUCAGAAACGCUUUUUUUAAGAACCUUUUUGACUGUUGUCAGAAAGAGACCAUCUACGGUUCGUUUAUUCGUAAUAUCUUCUAUUGAAAUGUCUUAUUGUUAUAGCCGAGACGAUAUUUAUGCGAGAGAAUAUUGAGCAUAGCCAUCGACAAACCGUGCACCAGUUCUGACUCUGUACCAGUUUUAUAUUUCAACGAGCAGUCGGCAGGAUCGACGGCAAAAAUCGAUUUUUUUUUUUAAGUCGGGACGCCCUGAGUAAAUGCUUCUGAGCUUUACACGGAGAGGAAUCUCAUGGAGAAUCUCUUGGUCAGGCUCGGCUGUCUUAUCUCCUUGUAACUGAUAGGCUAAGGCUUGGUUGCGAACGUUUGGUAAAAUAGCAGCAGAAGGCGGAGGCGGACGGCGUUUCGAGAAGCUUGCGUCAGUUGCAAAAUAAUACUUUCCAAAAACGUUCGUUUCGACCGUUUCCCUGCUUAACUUCCACUAUUGAUCUAACAUGACAAUCUGUAAAUACCUUCAGGCAGCCAUGGUGGUCAGGCAUUCCUCAAUUGCCUUGUGCACAUAUCCGACAACAUUGGGUCAUUCCGAGCACUUCUCGAAACGCUGCAGCCGAACUCUCCACCAUAAAUGCCAUGAAUGCAGAAACCGCCUCCAGCCGGUGGCUGAUACCUAUCGACUGCCUCGAUGAGCGUUCUCUGACGAGUGACGAGCUGAACCCGUUGUGGACGGAGUGGUCGCUCGCACGGGGCUCUUACGUCCUCCCGGCACGGGCUGGCAAUGAGGGACGACUGUGACUUAGCAAACUUCUGCCGCCCGUGGCCGUUACUGGUGUAGAGUCAGAGUAGAAUCAUGCCAUGUGCGAAAUAUACUGAUGGUGACGAUG
Messenger RNA from Amphibalanus amphitrite, 6189 nucleotides. Its product is annotated as chitin synthase chs-2-like. NCBI's taxonomy places the organism in Eukaryota, Metazoa, Arthropoda, Thecostraca, Balanomorpha, Balanidae. Gene Ontology annotation, cellular component: cell periphery; cell septum. The record is from RefSeq and is a predicted model, not a curated record. Gene Ontology annotation, molecular function: chitin synthase activity. Bases 204 to 4886 code for a protein of 1560 amino acids. The transcript has 20 exons.